GUGAAGCAAGCUAACCUGGGCAGGCAUAUUACUCUAGGCGCUGACGAUCUUCUGCCGCUGGUAAUCUGGGUUUUGGUACGCGGUAAAGUGGUGGAUGCGGAGAUUGAGGCCGAAUACAUGUGGGGCCUGUUACAUGCUUCCCUUUUGAGUGGUGAGGGCGGCUAUUACCUGACAACGCUGUCGAGCGCAGUACAUGUUCUAAAAACCUUCAAGUCCAGCCAGAGCACCAUGUCUACAUUAAACGGUUGUGGAACACCAGACUGUUCAUCUGUGUUGCGAAUCUUAGUACCGGACGAGUUGCACGGUUCUUUAAAUACUAGAACACUUCCGGUACGACCCAACAUGAAUACCAGAGAAAUCUGCCGCAUUCUUGCGCAUAAGAUCAGAUGCACAAAUCCUCAAGAUUAUGGGCUCUUUAAGUUGGUGCAAGGGGAAGAAACGUUGCUCGGAGAUCAUGAAUGCCCACAGGAACUCUCUCACUGCCUUUUCGCCUAUAAGCGGAUUGAUGCCAAGAUAGCAUGGCCCAAGACCAGUUCUUAAAAUAGAGUAGACAAGUAUUCUACUAAUUAAAAAUUAACUUUUAUACACCACUGUCAUGAAUCGAUAUCGCGCUUUUCAAUCUUGAACAUACGCGAAAAUUUAUCGGAAAAUAUUAUAUUUUUUCUACAAAAACAUCUCUUUUAAGAGUUUGGAUUGAUUCACUCAAUAUUGUCUACAUAUUCAAGGACUUUUGUUCAACGUAUCUUGAUAGAGAUCUUCUCAACACUGCCAUUUUCACAAAGCUUUGUCAUGAAAAAAUGAAGUGUGGAUAAACAAGAAUUUUUAAAUAAGUAAUAUAGGUACUUAACAAGGAAAGAUAACUUAAAUAAAAAGAGAGAAAGGAAAGGAGAUAAAUAAGUUUCAUAAAAAUUUUCCAAUUGAUAUAAAGUGAUCCUAAACAGUAUCUGCUAUGUACAAUUGUUAAUUUUUAUAUUUUAACCCUCAGUAGAUAGUGGAAUUUAAUUAUUUAUAUUCUAGAAUAUAAAAAUUAAUAAGUUGUUAAAGAUAAACUUUGCAUAUAAAGUAGCACGAGUAUAAUAGAUAGUAUAAAGUUUUCUUAUGAUCUAAUAUUUAUAUAUAAUAAAUAAUAAUAUGAGUCUUAUUCUCCUCGAUCUUUUUAUAAUAAUUCUUUAUUUUAAUCCUUUUUUUUAUUUCGACAAUUCUUUUUAACGAGGUCAUGUAAACUUCAGGAAGCUAAUACCAAAAAGUAAAAUGUACAUUUGUGCAGUUUUCUAAUAUCCUAAUUCUAAUAACAAGUGCAAAUAAACAACCUUAAUUUGCACUGAUAAAGGCACUGUGCCGAAAUGUUCGCC
Molecule: messenger RNA, 1352 nt
Organism: Vollenhovia emeryi
Lineage: Eukaryota; Metazoa; Arthropoda; Insecta; Hymenoptera; Formicidae
Product: protein sprint-like
Exons: 3
Biological process (GO): vesicle-mediated transport; signal transduction
Cellular component (GO): endocytic vesicle; cytosol
Molecular function (GO): guanyl-nucleotide exchange factor activity; small GTPase binding
Source: RefSeq, a predicted model, not a curated record